This is a messenger RNA of Prinia subflava (tawny-flanked prinia), 738 nucleotides long. It is a transcript of the gene CPTP, whose product is annotated as ceramide-1-phosphate transfer protein. Gene Ontology annotation, biological process: intermembrane lipid transfer. NCBI's taxonomy places the organism in Eukaryota, Metazoa, Chordata, Aves, Passeriformes, Cisticolidae. The record is from RefSeq and is a predicted model, not a curated record. Gene Ontology annotation, molecular function: lipid transfer activity. Bases 50 to 673 code for a protein of 207 amino acids. Gene Ontology annotation, cellular component: cytoplasm. The transcript has 2 exons.
UGGGCGAGGCGGCGGCGCGGGGUGCGGGAGGAGGAGGAGGCGCGCAGCGAUGGCGGCGGCGGCCGCGGGCGCGUUCAGCAUGAGGGAGGUGCUGGACGCGUUCCGCGGGUGCGUGACGGAGCAGCGGGAGGUGCUGCUGGAGCCCUACCUGAGCGGCUGGCGGGGGCUCAUCCGCUUCCUCCAGAGCCUCGGCGCCGUCUUCUCCUUCAUCUCCAAGGACGCCGUGGCCAAGGUGUCUCUCCUGGAGGCUCUUUGCCAGCGCCAGCGCUUCGUGUCAGUGCAAUCCAUGGUGCAGCAGGAGCUCGCAGCGGGCCCCGCAGCGCUGCGGGCUCGGCCCGACUCGGGCUGCCGCACCCUGCUGCGGCUGCACCGCGCCCUGCGCUGGCUGCAGCUCUUCCUGCAGGGGCUGCGCUCGGGGGAUUCCCGCACCUCCGUGCUCUGCACCGACGCCUACAACGCCUCUCUGGCCGCCCACCACCCUUGGGUGGUCCGCAAGGCGGCCACGCUGGCGUUCUGCGCGCUGCCGUCCCGCGAAGCCUUCCUGGAGAUCAUGAACGUGGGCCCGCCCGAGGAGGCGCUGGCGGUGCUGGGGGAGGCGGUUCCCUGCAUCGGGGCUGUGUACGGCAUCACCCAGGAGCUGCUGGAGCGGCACCGCCUGCUCGACCUGCCCUGACUGCGGUGGAAGCGCGUCUGGGGGGAAAUUCUCGUUUUGGGGGUGGAAAUUCUCUUUUUCGGGGU